Molecule: messenger RNA, 441 nt
Organism: Pelobates cultripes (western spadefoot toad)
Lineage: Eukaryota; Metazoa; Chordata; Amphibia; Anura; Pelobatidae
Source: the annotation of a GenBank genome assembly
AUGCAGGGUUCUCCGCGUUGUUACAUGGGAACCUUAGACAACUUCGUGUCCAUGUCGGCAGGACUCAGAGGAGCCACGCAACCUGACAAAAUGGUGCCGGACUCCCCAGGCAUGGCCAGCAGAGGGGAUUCUCCAUCAGACCUUGGGACCGAGGACACCCUCCAUGGCAUCAGGGCAGAGCUGGCCAGGAUCGGACGCAAUAUGCUUACAAGGGCAGACACCAGCUCCCUGGGCCGAGAGAUCCGGGAGGCGAUCCGUGAGGAUCUGGUGGCCCGAGUUGAUGCAGUUGAAGCGGAGGCAAGACUGAGCAGCCAACAACAUCGCACAACCGAAAUGGCUGCUACCAGACAGGGAAACAUGCUGAUCUCCCUGAGGCGUCAGGUUGAGGACUUAGAGAAUAGAAGCAGGCGGCAGAAAAUCCAGGUCAAGGGGGCUCCCUGA